Molecule: messenger RNA, 3648 nt
Organism: Adelges cooleyi (spruce gall adelgid)
Lineage: Eukaryota; Metazoa; Arthropoda; Insecta; Hemiptera; Adelgidae
Product: probable ATP-dependent RNA helicase DHX34
Exons: 18
Coding region: 207-3617 (1136 amino acids)
Biological process (GO): nuclear-transcribed mRNA catabolic process, nonsense-mediated decay
Cellular component (GO): intracellular anatomical structure
Molecular function (GO): RNA binding; ATP binding
Source: RefSeq, a predicted model, not a curated record
UUGAUUUGUUUUCUUAUCAUAAGUUGAUGUGUAAGUCUGAAUACUUAAUGGCUAGAAGAAUUCCGUAGUUGCAUAGAAAUAUUUACUUACCAUACAAAAUAUAAACAAUUAUUAAAGAUGAUUGCAAAGCUUUUUAUUGACAGUUGAUGAAUCUUCUGAAAUCGAACGAUUGCUAUCAAUUUUAUAAUUAGGACUGUUCAUGUUGUAUGUCUCAAGGAAUUAAUUUAAAGAACAUGAACCGCCACCAGAAACGCAAGAGUACUGAUUCUAAUAGUCAACAUAAUCUUCAAAAACAACACAAAUCUUCAUCUAAACCGUUUUCUUUUCUGGACUACAAACGAAUUUUAGACAGAGUGUUUUUCAGCGAUGAACUGGUUGAAAAUGUUGACGAUGUUUGGUUGUUCGUUAAGAAGUUUGAAAUGUUUGCUACAAAGAAGGGUUCUAAUGAAAAUACCGAGUCUGAACCUUUAAACACUAAUCCUCUUGGUCUGCCAAUUGCUUUCGAUAAAAUGCAUAUGAUCAAUUUAAAACUGGGCGUUUCCGAUGAUGAGUUAGUUUCUAGAUUGCCGACAUACGACCAAGAAGCAACGUAUGAAAAAAGACCAUUGACCAAAGACGACAUAGUCAAGUUUCGGCAACUAGUCGUUAUGUAUAUGGACUUCAAACAAAAAGAAAAAUUCAAUAAAUUGAGGAAGCUUAGAGAUGCCCAAAAUAGUUUGCCAGUUUAUCAAUUCAAAAAUGAAAUUGUUGAAGCAGUUAAAGAACACCGUGUCGUUAUUAUUGCUGGAGAUACAGGAUGUGGGAAAUCCACACAAAUACCACAAUAUUUGUCAAACGCUGGCUUUAAGCGUAUUGCUUGUACACAGCCACGUCGUAUAGCUUGUAUAUCUCUAUCGAAAAGAGUAGCCUAUGAAUCCAUGUCUACUUACACAACAGAAGUCGGCUACCAGAUACGAUUCGAGAAGACUGUGAAUAAAGACACUAAAAUAUUAUUUUUAACCGAAGGACUACUUCUUAGACAAGUAUGUGGAGAAGAUUUAUUGUCACAGUACGACGUUAUAGUAUUGGACGAAAUACACGAACGACAUUUACACGGUGAUUUCUUGUUGGGAGUGAUGAAGUGUUUGUUGCAUCAACGGUCUGAUGUUAAGCUCGUGCUUAUGUCGGCUACCAUUAAUGUGGAUUUGUUCAAUAAAUAUUUUUCCCCUCUGGCUAAACUUAUACAGGUGCCCGGACGAUUAUAUCCAAUAAAAUUGGAGUAUCAUCCAGUCAUAAGCGAAAUGAAGGUACUCGGCAAAAAAUCCGAACGCUUCGACCCGUCACCUUUCGUAAAAAUAAUGCAAAUGAUUGACAAGAAAUACCCAAAACACGAGCGAGGUGACGUGCUAAUGUUUUUAAGUGGUAUGGCUGAAAUUACUGCUGUUGCAGAUGCUGCACGGGUGUAUUGCGAAAAGGCAGAUUCGUGGAUUAUUUUACCUUUACACAGUUCAAUGUCCUUAGCCGAACAAGAUAAGGUUUUUGAUUAUGCACCGGAAGGCGCGCGUAAGUGCAUCAUAUCGACAAACAUAGCUGAGACUUCCAUCACCAUUGACGGUAUUAGGUUUGUCGUCGACUCCGGAAAGGUCAAAGAAAUGAGUUAUGAUUCCACUAGUAAGGUGCAAAGGCUAAAAGAGUUUUGGGUGAGCAAAGCCAGCGCUGAUCAACGCAAAGGAAGAGCGGGCCGUACCGGUCCUGGCGUUUGUUACCGUUUGUACUCUGAAGACGAAUUCGAAGCUAUGGCCGAAUACAGUACACCCGAGCUACAAAAAGUACCGCUAGAUGCUCUGUUACUUCAGAUGGUCGCCAUGGGGUUGCCUAAUGCUCGGUUGUUCCCAUUCAUUGAACCACCACAACCGGAAAGAGUCGAAAACGCCAUCGAGUCCUUGAAACAAUAUGGAGCGUUAACAAAAGAAGAGAGGCUUACUCCUAUCGGCAACAUGUUGUCACGAUUGCCUGUGGACAUUCCGCUUGGAAAAAUGCUCAUAAUGGGAUCUCUUUUCGACCAGUUGGAGCCGGUUUUGUCUUUGGCGUGUGUACUGUCCGUCCAAACGCCGUUUACCAAUAAAGCGUACAAAGAUCCCGAAUGCGAGAGGGCCAGAAUGGACUUGGAAUCCGACCACGGUGACCCAAUUAUUUUGCUCAACGCGUUUAAACAGUGGUUGGAGCUAAAGAGCGACGGACAGAACACUAAUACGCGUCAAUGGUGCAAGAGGCGAGGAUUCGAAGAACAGCGGUUCUACGAGAUGACCAAGUUGCGGCGACAGUUUAAAGACCUUUUGGAUGAAUGCGGCUUGGUAAAAAACGAGGAAAAAAAUAUGGACGACAUGACCAGUGCGGAGAGAGCGCUUAGACAUGGCGAGCUUAAGUUGUUGAGAAACAUGAAGAAAACACACAAAGAAGAGGAGUCGAGGAAGCGAAAAGUACUAAAGAAAGACGUAUGGACAGUAGAAGAAAAUCUCGAUGCGGAAGACGACACUGUUGAUAUUAGAGACAUAGAUUUCAGGCUCAGGCAUAAUCAACGGCAAGUUAAGCAACUGUUGAAAGGAACUACGGCAAUUAGCUACAAAGAUUUGAUGAUGUUGAAAAUAAUUCUAAGCAGUGGACUAUAUCCUCACAUAGCCAUCGCCGACGAAUUUAAUUCUUGCAAGACCACCAAGGAGCAUCUUUUUCACACCGAAGGCAAACCUUUCGUGUCACUUCAUCCUAUGAGCUAUUUUGGAAAUCAUUCAGACGUAUUACAACUUACGGAAAACGAAAUACUUCACGUGCCGGACUUCAAAAGCAAAAAUACUGUCAGUUCCAAACACCAAAUUUUGAUUUACAUGUCAUUGCUGGAAACCACUAAAGCGUACAUUAUGAACUCGUUGAGAAUGCCAGCUGCACAGACCUUGUUGUUGUUUAGCAGAAAUAUUUGCACCAAUCGGAAUUUUUCUCAAAUCAUUUGCGAUUCAUGGCUACAAUUAGAGUUCCCGUUGCCAGAGGCCGCCGAAACAUUAAUUCUCAAAGCGUCUAUGCUUCGAAAUACUUGGGACAGACUGUUAAAACUCAAACUAGAAGAAAAAAGCAACAGGAAGGGUGAGAAACAGUUGGCCGAAGACAUGGUGCGGUUCAUGUACACCGACAUCGGUUACACCGUCAAGAGACUGUUGGCGGCCGACCAGAAAGUCAUGUACUUCGGACCUACUGGUGAAGACGUGCAGUUUUCCGGUACGAACCCUUUUAGCGACACCGACUGGCAGGUUUGCGAAGACGACAAGUACGGCGGUCUCAGGCUGUCCCCUUACUUGACUUACGACUGUUUAACAGGUCAAGGUCUGGUGGUCUAUGAGCCGUGGAUCUGUCCAUCGUGUGAUGAGACUAUAGAAAUCACGAGUGCUCUUGAAAGACUGCAGCAUCAACAAGUUUGCCACGCUCAAACUGCUUCGGAUUCUUCUAAAGGAACGUUUCCAAUAAGCGAAGCGAACGAAGAUGCAUUGAAAUUGAAACCUAAUGCUAAAAAGUACGAAUGUCCGCAUUGUUCACAAAUAUUGUACUUCACACCGACUGAAAUUUUAAAGCAUAAGAAAUCACAUUUGUAAAAUUUAAUAACUAUUUAAAAUUAUUUGGUUA